AAAUGAAAUUAUUUGCUAAUAAUCCCUCUAGAAUUCUACUCCAUAUCUUCAUAUCACCAACCCUUCUCUCACUACUCUUAUCUCUUCGUGCCACUCACUCCUAUAAAAAUACUAAGUCUACAUUUAUUUUCCAAAGUCCAAAAUCUUCCUAAGAUUCAUACAAAGCAAUCUUUUUGCCUCCCAACUACACAUUUUUCCAUAAAAUUCAAAACUUUGACAAAACCCACCUUCUUCAACUUCUCAAACUCAUUAUUUAGCCAUAAAUUCUCACUCACUUUCUAAAUUCCCCUGUUUUUCUCUGUUUUUCCUCUGUUUUUCUCUGUUUUCAUUGAUACACAAAACAAUGGCUGUUGAGCUUUUCACUGAAAAUCCUUCAAGUAGGGGAAUAAGUCCAAGAAUUUCAUUCUCACAUGACCUAAAAAACUCCGAAAUUACACCCAUUGAACCACAUAUACCAUUGAAAUCCUCUCUUCUUGAUUAUGAAUUCGAUUUCUGCGUUACGCGCCGAAGCUCUGAUCAAGAAGCUUCAUUAGCUGAUGAGUUGUUUGCAAAUGGUGUAAUUCUACCAAUUCAAAUCAAGAAAAGAAACAUACCCAUUAUGUCAAAAUCUCAAUCUUAUUCUCCAUCUUCAUCUUCAUCUUUCUUACCUCCAUUGCCACCACCUUCCUCUGUUCUUAAUAGCAAUCAAGAAACAGAGGAAAAACAGGGGAAUAACAGUAAUAACAGUAAGUCAUUUUGGACUUUUAAAAGGAGCAAAAGUUUGAAUUGUGGGAGUAUUUAUAAAAGAGGAUUAUGUCCUUUACCUCUUUUAUCAAGGAGUAAAUCAACUGGUUCAACAAUUAGUGCUAAAAGAUCAUUGAUUUCAAAGGAUGAAAAUCAUCAAAAUGUUAAUGGAAAACAGAAUUCUUUGAAGAAUUCAAAUCAUCAAAAACCUCCAUUGAAGAAAAAUUAUGGUGGUUCAUCAUUUAAUUCUGGGAUUAUGCAAGUUAAUCCAAUUCUUAAUGUUCCAACUGGGAAAGUUUUUGGGUUUGGUUCAAUUUUCUCUACUGGCAAAGAUAAAAACAGGAAGAAAUGAUUCUAAUUUCUAAAGUUCUUUUCUUUGAUAAGUUGAAAAUAAGUUUGCUAACUUGUUUGAUAAUUUUUCAAUUGUUUACAUUUUUUUGGUUUUGUAAUUUGAGUGUAAUAAUUUAAAUAUAAUAGCAUGUGAAUUAGGUUAGAAAAGGAAGGUAGAAUGAGGAGAUGUGUUGAAAUAAAACAUCCCACAUGGAAUGGAGCACAAAGGGACAAAGUAGCUAAUUGCUUCAUUGCUGGAUAUCUUCCCCCUUUUCUGUUCUUUAUCUUUUGGAUAUUUUUGCAUACUCUGAUAAAUAUGGGAGUAUAUAUAUUAUAUAUUUGGCCCUCUUGGUUUUA
Molecule: messenger RNA, 1410 nt
Organism: Beta vulgaris subsp. vulgaris (sugar beet)
Lineage: Eukaryota; Viridiplantae; Streptophyta; Magnoliopsida; Caryophyllales; Amaranthaceae
Exons: 1
Coding region: 344-1075 (243 amino acids)
Source: RefSeq, a predicted model, not a curated record